Plasmodium gaboni is the source of this 1098-nucleotide messenger RNA. RefSeq names its product putative Rpr2, RNAse P. The transcript has a single exon. The record is from RefSeq and is a predicted model, not a curated record. The coding region runs from base 1 to 1098 and encodes 365 amino acids. Lineage: Eukaryota; Apicomplexa; Aconoidasida; Haemosporida; Plasmodiidae.
AUGAACAUCGAAGAUGAUGAGAACGAAGAGAAAAAAGAAACUUGCUUAUCAUACAUUAAGAAAAUAAAUAUGUCAGAAAUAAUAAAUGAUGAAGCAAUAGGUAAGCGAGCUGAAUAUUUAUGGAAUUUAGCAUUAUCUACAGUGUAUAUAAAUGUAAAAUUAUCUAUGAAGUAUAUUGCCUUAAUAAAAAAAAUAACAAAAAAUAAUUUAUUAUUUGAUAAUAUAUGUUGUCAUUAUUGUAAUUUAAUAUAUAUUCCAUUUUAUAAUUGUAAGAUCACACAUAGUCCGAAUCAAGGGAAAGUAACUUAUACGUGUUUACUUUGUAAACGUAAAAAAAAAAUAAAUUUACAACAUUUAAGCAAACAUAAAAACAUUUAUCCUCUUAAACAUAGUGACAAGCAAAAACCAUCCAUCAGUAAUUUGUCAAACGUUAAUUUCUUCUUAAUUAAUGAAAUUGAUAAUUAUGAAAUAAAAAAGAAUAAUGUUCCUUUUAAUAAGGAUGACACAAGUAAUACUGGAAACCAAUUGAGGGAAAAAGAUGAAAAUAAAAAUGAAGAUAUUGUUAAAAAUAUUGAUUGUGCAGAAAUGCAAAAGGAGGAACAUAUUAUUGACAAGGAUAAUAUUAUUAACCAAUACAAUAUUAUAAACCAAGACAAUAUUAUAAACCAAGAAAAUAUUAUUAACCAAGACAAUAUUAUAAACCAAGAAAAUAUUAUUAACCAAGAAAAUAUUAUUAACCAAGAAAAUAUUAUUAACCAAGACAAUAUGUACCAAAACCUAUCCUAUUUAUUUAGAAUCGAUUAUGGAAUAAAUAAAGAUGAUACUCAAAAAUGUAAUAAAAUUUCUGAUCAAUCCGUUGUGAAUGAAAGUGAAAAAUGUAAAACUGCCCAUAUUGAGAAUAUAAAAAAUGAUGAUAAAAUGAAUAUGAACAGUGAAGGUAAACAUGUGAAAAAUGAAAGAAAACGAAAAUCUCAAAAUAACAAUAUAGUACAAAAUAAAAAUCAGGGUUUUCCAAAUUUGAAUACGAAUGAUGGCUUUUUAAAUUUUAAUAAAUCAAAAAAAAAAAAAAAAGGAAAAAAUAUAUUAGAUAUACUAUAA